This is a messenger RNA of Centropristis striata (black sea bass), 3425 nucleotides long. It is a transcript of the gene tex10, whose product is annotated as testis expressed 10. NCBI's taxonomy places the organism in Eukaryota, Metazoa, Chordata, Actinopteri, Perciformes, Serranidae. Bases 192 to 3023 code for a protein of 943 amino acids. Gene Ontology annotation, cellular component: nucleus; MLL1 complex. The record is from RefSeq and is a predicted model, not a curated record. The transcript is spliced from 16 exons.
AGCGUUUCAUGUACACAGAGUCAGAGGACCCAAGGCAUCAACACGAUUCAAGACAAAAUAUAUUUUCUUAUAUAUGUAUUGAUAAUUGUUAGCAGGGGGGCAACCCGUUAUCUCUAGACACCGAGUGAGUGUUUACUGCUGUGUUAACCUCUGACAGUAGUAACCAAGACUUUUUUUCUGUGACUGCAGAAAUGAAGUCCAAGAAGAAGAAGAGACAGGAUGAUUUCCAGAAGGUCAAGUUAAAGGUGGGGAAGACGAAACCAAAAGCUGAUAAUGCCACCAACACUAACUUCCGCACAAAGGGAAUCCAUCUAACUGAACAGCUGAAGAGAGACACAAGUGGCCCCACCACACACAGACAGCUUGGUAUUAAUGACCUCCUUUCCCAGCUCCACCAUUACAAUGCCAAUGUGAAAAAUAGUGCCUUGUUGGGGUUGAAAGAGUUGCUGUCCCUUAACCCAUCUCUGUUAGAGCAGCAUCUUUCUCGCCUGCUUUCCGAAGUGGCAGCUGUUUUCACAGACAAAGAUGGCAAUGUUCGGGUUGCAGCUACACGUGUGCUCAGGUUCAUUGCACAGUCCGUGCCUGCAGAAAGAGUGGCUCCAUUUUUCCCCCUCCUCAGUGCCCACCUGUCUUGUGCCAUGACCCACAUCGAGACAGGCAUCCAUGAGGACGCCAUGAAGGUUCUCGAUGUGUUGCUGGAGCACUACCCUGCUCUGCUAGCAUCACGGCCUGCAGUCCUCCUCACUAACUUCUUAGAGUUGAUCUCUCACAGACAAAGCAGCACAGGAGCAAAAAAGGCCCAGGAUCCUAAGGGACGAACCUGGGCGCUGUCGGUAAACCCUAACAGGGCUGUGACUAGUCAGCAGUGGCGGCUCUCUGUGCUCCUCAGGCUUGGCCGCUUUCUGCAGGCAGUAGUUGAGGAAAGACCAGUAGAGGAAAGUGAUAUUUUUAACCCAACUGAAGGAGUGUUUGGCUCGAGUGGAGAGGGCAGGCUUACACCUCUGUAUCUCAACUGGGAGGACCUCACCUACAGCAAGGUCGGAGUGAAGGUGUACGAGUAUUCUGGGGCCAAACCUACUCCACGGUCCACCUUCAGACUCAGACCCGAGAUAGACCCUGGACCUGCAGUGGGUGAGAGUCUGGACUCAGCUGAGGCUGUCCAGAGCUUUGCAGCCACACUGGUGCCUCUUCUGCUAGAAGUUUGGGUGGAAGCCAGUACCAGUGACUCUCCCGGGAACAACACUGAGGGUGCUCACCUGCUCACUCCAGACGCCAUGUCAGUCAUGUUCCAGGUGUUGUCUAUUCUUCAGCUGCUGAGAAAACUGGCACCACAGCAGGAGCACCAGGAUGCACUGGAUGCAUGGUUCUACAAAGAAUACCUGGGUGAAUUUAAGCAGCACUUUAUGAAAAACUUUCCCUAUGGUGCUCGGGACACACCCAAAUCUAGAAAGAAGGUUGAUCUCAAAAGGAAUAAGCAGACUGCAGCCAUCCCAGGAUUGACAGUGGAGCCUCUGGCCCUAAACAUCACACUGUGCCAGGUCAUGGUGUCCCUCAGUCAAAGGCAAGGACUAGGACGAGAGACGGAUGGAGAGUGGCUGACACCUCUGAAGACGUUUGUCCGAGACACUCUGAGCAGUGGAGUGAAACUGAGCUACAGGCAGCUCCACAUGCUACUGGGCACCGUAUGGCGGAUGGUGCUCACACAGAGAAGCAAAACAGUGACAGAGGACCUGUUAGCAGCGGUGUAUGUCUACUACAAGCAGAGACACCUGACUCUACAGACACGAUCUCUGCUGCUGUCUUUCUACAGCAAACUCUACCUGCAAGAGCAAGGACAUACACACAUAGCGAGGAGUAAAGUGCUGUGUCGUUGGUUGGCAUCACUUCCUCUGCAGUUGUCCCAGCUGGACCACCGUAACCCUGCUCUCUCUGCACGACUUCUACUGUCCAUCCAGGCUGCUGCUUCUAGAGGACACAAAGACCUGCUCAACAGUCUGCACACACACGCCAGCACGCUUUACGAUCCACAGGAAGGAAUUAUGGUGCUGUUACCAGCAGAGUCCCAGCAGCGAAUGGUGCAGUUGCUGUACUUUCUACCAAAGAUGUCCCCGUCUCUUCUUGCUAAUCUGAGCCACUGCUGCACCGCUGGACGAAUCUCUGCCGGCCUUGCUGCCUCCCUCAUUCGUAUCGUACACCUUAGGUCGUCUCUGAGCGGGUGGUCGGUUGGGAGCCAGGAGGCGGCUGUGCAGGACGUGGACUACAUCAGCUUCUUGUUCUCCACCCUGACUGGAUUCACAUCCGACAAGCUCGCUGCCCUGCAGGAGGCCGGCGACGAGAACAUCCUGCCUCCCUCCCCUCUUUCACCUCUCAGCCUCUACCCCACCCCGAUGGAACAGUUCACACACCACUGGGAUGUUGUUGAGGAAGUCUGCCACUGUCUGGACACUCUGGGCUCAAAGUCUCAGUGCUUUGACAUCUUACAAAACGGUGUUUGUAAAUACUUGACCAAGUUAGGGGUGGUGCCCGACAAUAUGGCGGCUGGGCUGCUCAGAGCUGUCUCCAGAUUACUGGACCUGUCCAUCCUACCCAUCGAGCCCGUGCUGCGCUUCUUGUCUCAGUGCUGCCUCAGCCUGCUGGCUCUGCUCAUCACCCUGCAGCAGGAGCUACCUGCCGAAACUAACCAUAAAAGGGAGGCGAUAUGGGGUGCUUGUGUGUCAGCGUUGAGCACCGUUCCUCGCCUGCUGAGAAUGGUUCUGCAGUUAAUGCGUGUUGGAGAUCUGAGUGAGGAGGAGCUGCCACAGCUGGGACAGAUCCUGUCCAUGCUCCUGCAGCACACGCCGCUCCACAACCAGCUGCUGGCCAACGCUGCGCUGCUGCAAGAGAUCAUACAGCACCUCACGAGGUAUUCCCGGGGUGCGACCAGGGAGCAGUGGUUGACGGACUUGCUCUACUGUUACAGCGUCACCGUGGCUCACGGCUCUUCUGCUCGUCGUGGUAACCUGGGUCUCCGAGACAUGUACUGACCCACCUGACCGUCACCUGGUGUGUUUCUCAGUUCACCCUCUCAAACAUCUCGCAGUGACUUUUACAAAAUCAAAGCACUCACAGAGCACAAAGUGAUGCAUACAACAAAACAUUCAGACAGGAAUACAGUGGGGUAGUGACAUGUUUUUUUUUUUAUUGUACGUGACAAUGAAUACUCCACAUUCUUGUUUUAAGAGCUCCAGUUUUUUUCUGUGUCCUAAGCUGCCUCUUUAUUGCUUCAUUCUUAGUCUGGUAGUUGUUUGUCCUCCUUUUGCCUCCUCGGAGUAUUGUUGUUGCCAAACGUUGUCUAGGGCUUUCAGGGGCACCUGGUGACUUUUGAUUUAUAAAAACUAAAUUUAAAAAAGAAUAAAAAAGCAAAAAAAUAAAUAAAUUAAAGCUUU